Molecule: messenger RNA, 2184 nt
Organism: Miscanthus lutarioriparius
Lineage: Eukaryota; Viridiplantae; Streptophyta; Magnoliopsida; Poales; Poaceae
Source: the annotation of a GenBank genome assembly
AUGGACGUGCUGAGGUUCGUGCGCGCCGCCGCGCCGCCGCAGCAGCCUCUGGUGGCGCCGGCCUCGGUGCCGCCCCCGUCGGCGGCGGCGAUGUCGGCGCAGCGCCAGCGGCAGCCUCUGCACCAGCCGCAGCGCGCCGCGCUGCACGCGCCGCUGCUGCGCAUGUGGCCGUGUGGCGGGGGAGACAGACCGCCGCCCCCGGCCGGCGCCUCCGUUCGCGGCGCGGAGCCGAGGAGUCCUCCGCCCGAUGAGGAGCGGAAGGCGGAGGGGGACGAGCGGAGGCAGGGCGGCAACUGGGUGCUGCAGAUGCUGCGGGUGCAACCGCGGUGGGUGGAGGCGGCGGACGCGGAGGCCACCGGCGGCGGCAGCGGCGGCCAGGAACCGGAGGAGGAACCGAAGGCGGCGGCUACUGAGGCUGCGGCUCCCGCAGGUGGCCUCGAGGAGUGCGCCUCCUGCGGCGGCAACGGCGGCGGCGGGGAAAACGACGAAGGCUGCGCCGUGGGGUACGACGACGAGGAGGUGUUCGACCGCGCGUCGUUCUCGCGGCUGCUGCGGAAGGCGUCGCUCCGGGAGGCUAAGGAGUACUCCAUGAUGUCCUACCUCUGCAACAUCGCCUAUAUGAUCCCCAGAAUUCAGCCAAAAUGUCUUCGGAGAUACAAUUUGCGGUUUGUGACAUCGUCAAUGCAAGACAUGGCCGGAACUAACCCUGAUCAGAAGCAGGAGCUUAGCACUAAGAAAGAUGAAUCUGGGGAUCAAGCACCUGAAGCUGUCGACAGUGCGGUGCCAGCUAGCCAGGGGGAAAGAAGUGGCCUAGGGAUUAACCCCUUUGGUGCAUACCAUGUAGUGUCUUCCGCUGCCGCUUAUUUGCAUUCCCGGGCCAUGGGCAUUAUGCCAUUUGGUCCUGGGAAUGAUGUCAAGGAUGAUCCGACCAUCAUGGCAUUCGUGAGUGGCGAGAGCAGUGACGGGUUGAGCUUGAACGAAGCCUCAUUCGUGGCCACAACAAAUUCGGUAACCUCCAUGGUUGCCGCCAAGGAAGAGACACGGCAAGCCGUUGCAGAUGAUCUGAAUUCUUCAAGAUCUUGUCCUUGCCAGUGGUUCGUCUGUGAUGAUGAUCAAAACAGCACAAGAUACUUUGUGGUUCAGGGCUCAGAAUCAAUUGCUUCUUGGCAGGCCAACCUUUUAUUUGAACCUGUCAAAUUUGAGGAACUCGAUGUGCUCGUUCACAGGGGCAUAUACGAAGCUGCCAAGGGGAUGUAUCACCAGAUGCUACCCUACGUGAAAGCCCACUUGAAGAGCUGUGGUAGAUCCGCACGGCUGCGGUUCACUGGGCACUCCCUCGGCGGGAGCCUGGCUCUGCUUGUGAACCUGAUGCUGCUGAUGCGAGGGGAGGCGCCUGCAUCGUCGCUGCUGCCCGUGAUAACGUUCGGCGCGCCAUGCAUCAUGUGCGGCGGCGACCACCUGCUCCGCCGGCUCGGGUUGCCGCGGAGCCACGUGCAGUCGAUCACGAUGCACCGGGACAUAGUGCCCCGGGUGUUCUCCUGCCACUACCCUGACCAUGUCGCCAACGUCCUGAAGCUUGCCAACGGGAAUUUCCGCAGCCACCCGUGCCUCACAAACCAGAAACUCCUGUACGCGCCGAUGGGGGAGGUGCUGAUCCUGCAGCCGGACGAGCGGCUCUCCCCGCACCACCACCUGCUCCCGCCGGACAGCGGCAUCUACCACCUGGCCGGCGGCGGGGCGUCGGCGUCGUCGGCGUCGGCGUCCGGCGACGACGGCUUGCUGUCGCAGCAGCUCCGGUCCGCGCUGUCGGCCUUCUUCAACUCGCCGCACCCGCUGGAGAUCCUCAAGGACGGCGCCGCGUACGGUCCCCGGGGCUCCGUGUACCGCGACCACGACGUGAACUCGUACCUCCGGUCCGUGCGCGCCGUGGUCCGCAAGGAGGCCCGGCGCGCGCGGGAGGCGGAGGUCGAGCGGGGGCGGUGGCGCCUGCUCCUGUGGUGGCCGUUCGGCGUCCACGGCGUGUCGUCGUCGUCGUCGGGCUCCUCGGGGCGGCGGCGCGGGGGCGGGGGCCUCGUGGACGCCGUUGGCGAGGCGGCCAGGCGCGCACACCUGCUGGUGGUGGUGCUGCUCCCCGCGGAGCUGCUCGCGCUCGGCGCGCUCCUGGCCGUUAUUAGAUUCAGGUGA